Molecule: messenger RNA, 1876 nt
Organism: Armigeres subalbatus
Lineage: Eukaryota; Metazoa; Arthropoda; Insecta; Diptera; Culicidae
Product: membrane-bound alkaline phosphatase-like
Exons: 3
Coding region: 157-1737 (526 amino acids)
Biological process (GO): dephosphorylation
Molecular function (GO): alkaline phosphatase activity
Source: RefSeq, a predicted model, not a curated record
UCGAAUUGACUUCAAGUGCAGAGCAUUUGAGCAUCAUGAAGGGAUCUCAUGAACUGAUGGUUUGCUAUCUGUUAUAAAUAGGCGGAUAUUUUUUGUUGCUUCUCCAUUGGUACUACUAAACGAGGCAACCUUUCGGAAAAAAGUGUCAGUCGCUCCAUGAUGCAGUUGGUGAAAGUGUUGCUAGCUGUUGUGGUUAACUAUUUGCUAGUUGGCACAUCCCAGGCUGGACCCGUUAAAAAAGGUCUUAGCUAUGAAUCGUAUCAUCCAAAGCUCCAACCGGAGAUCAACCCCCUAUCCACACUCGCAGAACAAGAAGCAACCGUAAAUUAUUGGCUCAACAAUGCUAAGGACACUGCGCAAAAGUUAAUUAACCUUGAAGAGAACAAACGCGUAGCAAAGAACGUGAUUUUUUUCAUCGGUGAUGGAAUGUCCUACACAACGGUAGCCUUGGCUCGUGCCUAUCUCGGAGGUGAAGAGAAAGAAAUAGCAUUCUCGAACUUCAAAAACAUAGGAAUGACGAGGACCUACUGCAUCGAUUAUCAGGUCCCGGAUUCGGCCUGUACCGCAACUGCGUAUUUGGCUGGAGUGAAAGCCAACUAUGGAACGAUCGGAGUUAACGGGAAAGUUCCCAAAUACGAUUGUACGGCAGAGCUUGAUGAGUCAACGCAUACCCCGUCGAUUGCUAAGUGGGCGUUGGAUGCCGGCAAGGAUGCUGGCUUGGUAACGACAACCCGAGUAACCCAUGCAUCCCCUGCGGGAGUUUUCGCUCACACCGCGAAUCGUGAUUGGGAGAACGAUGCUGAGGUGACCAAAAAUGGCUGUGAUCCCGAGCUUAUUUCGGACAUCGCCAAACAGCUGGUGCAUGGUGAAGUAGGGAAGCAGUUGAAGGUGGUCUUGGGUGGAGGUCGAAGGGAGUUCCAUCAUAGUGAUCUGGAUCCUGAAACGGGUAAAACUGGGAAACGAAAUGAUAAUAGAAAUCUUAUACAAGAGUGGUUGGAUUUGGCUGAGGGGUCGGAAAAUCGGACAUACGUUUGGAAUAAGCAGGACCUGUUGAGUGUUGAUGCCGAAUCGACCGAUCGUCUAAUGGGACUUUUCGAUCCGAGUCACUGCCCGUAUAAUUUGGAGAGGAUUCACAACAAUCUGACUCUGCAGCCAACGUUGGAAGAAAUGGUGGACAAAGCUACGGAUAUCCUGAGUAAGAACCCCAAUGGGUUCUUUUUGUUCGUUGAAGGAGGUCGCAUUGAUCAUGGUCAUCACGACAACUUUGCGAGGUAUGCGCUAGAUGAAACGGUGGAGUUAGCAAAGGCGAUUGACCUUGCCCAGAAAAAGUUCAGUGAAGAAGAUACGUUGAUCGUGGUUUCCUCAGAUCAUUCCCAUACAGUUAGCUAUAGUGGCUAUGCGAAUCGUGGAGCUGACAUUUUCGGAUUGGCCGGUACGGGCAGCGAUGGGCUUCCGUACACGACCAUAAACUACGCAAAUGGGUUAGGUUACCACGUCCACAUGGAUAGCGUCAAUGGCGGACGGAAGAACAUCAGCGAAAUGGACACAUCUGGCGAUGAGUUCCGAUUCCCUGCAACUGCUCCGCUGUAUUCGGAAACCCAUGCCGGGGAAGACGUUGCCGUGUUUGCUUCGGGGCCAUGGUCGCAUCUGUUCACUGGGACUUACGAACAGAAUACGUUACCGCAUAUGAUGGCCUACGCAGCGUGUAUUGGCGAUGGUUUGACGGCUUGCUCGUAGCAGGUUGUAAGUGGUAUGAAUGCACUUUUUUAAUGUAGGAUUAAAUGAUUGUAAAUAAUCUUAUCUUUAUUAAAUAGUGAUAAGGUACAAUAAGAUUAUCGACUCAGACCUUGUAGCAUAUUUUCAAUGCUUUCAAAUG